Arachis duranensis is the source of this 3797-nucleotide messenger RNA. RefSeq names its product TNF receptor-associated factor homolog 1b. Lineage: Eukaryota; Viridiplantae; Streptophyta; Magnoliopsida; Fabales; Fabaceae. Gene Ontology annotation, molecular function: protein binding. The record is from RefSeq and is a predicted model, not a curated record. The transcript is spliced from 13 exons. Bases 141 to 3554 code for a protein of 1137 amino acids.
CUUCUCUCUCUCUCUCUUCGCCUCUCUCUCUCUCUCUAAAAUCUCAGGGCUCUGAUUGCGCCCUUUUGACAAACCUCCGCUCUUCGAUUCCCAGUGGUUGUUGUAAGCGGAGAUUUAGUGGACUAUUUCCUGAUCAGGGAAUGGCUGGGGUUGUCAGUGAGGAGUCUGGAGUGGGAAAAUCUGCGGAGGGAAUCUCAAGUGGGCAACGGUGUCAAUCUGGGGAUGCAUUGGCAGAGUGGCGAUCAUCUGAGCAGGUUGAGAAUGGAAUCACGUCUACCUCGCCUCCUUAUUGGGACACUGAUGACGAAGAUGAUGGUGGACCAAAACCUUCUGAACUGUAUGGAAAAUAUACAUGGAAGAUAGAGAAGUUUUCUCAGAUUACCAAAAGGGAACUUCGCAGUAAUGCAUUUGAAGUUGGUGGCUACAAAUGGUAUAUUUUAAUCUAUCCACAAGGUUGUGAUGUUUGCAAUCAUCUUUCGCUGUUUCUGUGUGUGGCUAAUCAUGAUAAACUUCUUCCAGGAUGGAGCCAUUUCGCGCAAUUUACAAUUGCCGUGGUCAACAAAGACCCAAAGAAAUCAAAAUAUUCUGAUACGUUGCAUCGAUUUUGGAAGAAGGAGCAUGACUGGGGAUGGAAAAAAUUUAUGGAGCUUUCCAAGGUGUAUGAUGGAUUUGUUGACGCUUCUGACAAUUUGAUAAUAAAAGCUCAAGUUCAAGUCAUUAGGGAGAAAUCAGACAGACCUUUUCGUUGCCUUGAUUGUCAGUAUAGGAGAGAACUUGUUAGGGUAUAUUUGACAAAUGUAGAACAAAUUUGCCGGCGCUUUGUGGAAGAGAGAAGAAGCAAGCUUGGGAAGUUGAUAGAGGAUAAAGCUAGGUGGUCGAGCUUCUUUGCUUUCUGGCGGGAAAUUGACCAAAAUUCUAGGCGCCGCAUGUCGAGAGAGAAGACAGAUGUAAUUUUGAAAGUAGUUGUAAAACACUUCUUUAUAGAGAAAGAAGUCACGUCUACGUUGGUUAUGGACUCUUUGUACAGUGGGCUGAGGGCUCUUGAAGGCCAGACCAAGUGCAAGAAGGCUAGGGUAAAAUCACUGGAUGGUGAAGAAAUGCCAGCACCAAUUAUCCGUGUUGAGAAGGAUAUGUUUGUAUUGGUGGAUGAUGUUUUACUGCUACUAGAAAGGGCUGCUAUAGAACCACUCCCUCCUAAAGAGGAGAAGGGUCCUCAGAAUCGUACAAAGGAUGGAAACUCGGGAGAGGACUUCAAUAAAGAUUCUAUAGAGCGUGAUGAAAGGCGUCUCACAGAAUUGGGUCGUAGAACUUUGGAGAUAUUUGUCCUUGCCCAUAUAUUCAGCAAUAAAAUUGAGGUUGCAUACCAGGAGGCUGUUGCACUUAAGAGACAGGAAGAGCUCAUCCGGGAAGAAGAGGCUGCAUGGCAAGCUGAAAGUGAUCAGAAAGUAAAACGUGGGGUCGGUGAGAAGGAAAAGAAGUCAAAGAGAAAACAGGCAAAACAAAAACGGAACAAUCGGAAAGGAAAGGAUAAAGGGAAGGAGGAGAGGACUGCUUUGGCUCUUAAUGGCAAGAACCAAGAUGACAAUGAUGUUGAUGAGAAAAAGGAUUCUAUUAUGGAUGAGCCUCAAAGUCUGUCUGAAAAGGCUGAUGCCAUGGAAGAUGUUUCUGAUGCGUCUGACUCCGUGGAUGCCGUUGUUGAGGUACUUCAACCUGAUUCAGAAGACAGAGAUGCUAGUCCUGUUAAUUGGGAUACUGAUGCAUCUGAAGCUCAUCCUCCAACUGAGGCUAGUAGCAACGGCAUAGGUGUUUCAUCGAUGCAAAAUGGACUGUCUGAGAAAAGGAGCAGUUCAGUGAUAGAUGAUAGUUCUUCAACAUGCUCAACUGAUUCAUUGCCAUCAGUGGUCAUGAAUGACCAUUACAAGGGGAGCCCUUUCUCAAAUUAUAAUGCCCAGAAGUCACCUAGCAGAGCUAAGAACCAUGGUAAAGCAUCUUGUGAUAUUGGUAGCUGGACAAAUGAAACAGAUGGUCAACCAUCUGGUUCUGCCACAGUUGCUGUGGGUAUUCACAAUGAGUCUGGAAGCAGUAAGGUUCGGGAAUCUGAGUCCAAGGGCACUGUCAUCUCCUUGCGGGACCGGUUAAAGUGGGCUGAGCAGCAUGUUGUAAGAAAGGAGGAGGAUGUUGCUUCACUGCAACAGAAACAGAAUAUCAAAGACCAAGUUGAGACAGAGAGACCUGUUGACAAUGAAAGUCUACGGAAAGAGAAUAUACCUGCAGUGCCAUCCUCACCAUUAAGUCCCCUUAGAAACAUAUCCUCAACUGUUCAGAUGAAGUCAGAAGAACACAAGACCAGCGCUACGGUAGAUCCUGUUCAUAUCAGGAAAACAUCUUCACCUUUCUCAUCUGCAUCACAAGCAACAACUGUGUCCAAAACCGAGACCCUAAAAUCUUCAACUGCAAGUGUGAGAUUAACUGAAAGAUCUGUAGCACAACUUUCCGUGAUGUCAAGACCUUCUAGUUCUCCUUUGGUUCCUGGUCCCAGGCCUGCAGCUCCUGUUGUCUCAAUGGCUCAAACAGCUCUUCCACUUUCACGUUCAGUGAGUGCAUCUAGUCGGUUAGGUCCUGAUCCAUCACCUGCUACUCACAGUUAUGUUCCUCAAUCCUACAGAAAUGCUAUAAUAGGGAACCCAGUGACUUCAACAGCUGCCAAUCUGACCCAUUCCAGUUCCUCUAGUUCCACAGUGAAACAAUCUUCUGGGUUUUCUCAACCGCCCUCCAUGGUAUCAUCACCAAUAUUUUUACCCCAGGGCUCUGAUAGAAUGGGCACUAGUGCUGGCCAGACAGGUUUGCCCUUUGGCAUGGUUAAACGCGAUGUAUUACAUAAUGGUCCCCAGUGGAUGGAAAAUUCUCAAAGCGAAACAAGCAGAAGCAUGCACUAUGACCAACCUUCCGGGCUUAAUGACAUUCAAAACCAUGACUUGUACAGGCCAGUGCACAGUAGAUCUAUGGGUGAUAUCUUGACUGAGUUCCCUGCUUGCACAUCUGGCCGUCAGAACCAAGGGUUGUUAGUGGAUGAGUUCCCGCAUCUUGAUAUCAUAAAUGACCUGCUUGAUGAUGAAACUGGUGUUGGAAAGUCGGCAAAGGCGAGUUCAACAUUCCAGUCUCUUAAUAGUGGGCCACACUUGCUUAAUCGACAGUUCAGUUAUCCUGGGGACUUGGGUGCAGAUGAUGAGUUUGGAUCCUCAACCAGUUCUUGCAGGUUCGAGCGUUCGCUGAGUUUCCAUCAUCAUGAUCACGGAUUUCAAGGAGGUUAUAGGUCGUCUAAUGGGCAUUUCGAUUCAAUGAGAGAUUAUGUUCCACAAAUGAGUACUUCUUACGUCAAUGGGCAGGUUGACGGGGUGAUGCCUAACCAGUGGCAGGUGGGCGGAUCUGAUCUGCUAUAUCUAGGUAUGAGGAACUCGGAUAAUGAUGGUUACUCGUACUAUCCAGAUUACUCAAAUGUGGCAUCUGGUAUCAAUGGUUAUUCCAUAUUCCGGCCGUCAAAUGGUCCUACUUAGAGAGGGAAAAGAGGAUGGAGAGUGUCCAGAAAUGAGUGGUCACCAUCCAAAUGGAAUAAUGUAUUUGGGGGGAUUUGUUGGUUCUCUUUUUAGAUUGGAGUGAGGUUGUGAUCACUUCAUAAGCAAAAACAUCUUGUAAAGAGUGUUUCGGUUAUUUGUUUCCAGCUUUUGUUUAUGAAAUUCAUACGUGUCUUGGUUAUCUGGGAUUUAUCAUUUAUGGAUGAAUCAUUAUGAGGUUUUUUA